Astrephomene gubernaculifera is the source of this 1834-nucleotide messenger RNA. The record is from the annotation of a GenBank genome assembly. NCBI's taxonomy places the organism in Eukaryota, Viridiplantae, Chlorophyta, Chlorophyceae, Chlamydomonadales, Astrephomenaceae.
GUUGUAGUGUCUAGCAGUUUACCUUAAACUUGUUUACUGUUUCCACAUUAGCUCCGCUGAAGCAACAUCCCGAACAUCCCUGAAGAUCUUUGCAACCCGCUGAAUUAUUUCUCGAAAGCUCGCGCAGGCGCCAUGGCAGAUUACGACUUGCCAGGCAAAGACGCUCAAGACAAGGUCUUUGACAACACUCCUAAGGUUGCGACAUCCGACAGCCCCUCCGUGAAGCAGCCUCCCACAGAAAUGAAGACGGCGUUUGGCUCUCCAAACCCCGAUCCUGCUCCUGAAGUCCCGGAGCUGCCCGUGGCUAGUCCCCCGGUCAACCCAGCUAAGCAGCUCGACUUCAACCUGAACGCGCCUACGCCGUCCACGCCCACCAUGGUGGCCCACACUGGUGGCGACGAUGAGCUCGACUACAAUGCGUUCAUCAUGGAGACGCUCCUAUGGGAGAACAAGGUCCGCUCAUCGUUCUACUUCGUUGCCGGCUUCCUCGCGUGGCUGGUCAUGCGUGCCAUCCUCGCCAGCACCAUGACUCUUUUCACGGGCACCUGCUACGCGCUGCUGUUCAGCCUGGGCUUCAACUUCCUGCGCGGCACGGUGGCCCCCAAGUACCACGAGCGCUGCAACUGGUCCAGCUCCGCCAUCACACGUGUGACCAGCGCCGCCGCCGCCACCGCCGUGUCGGCCGCCGCUGCGCUGCACGACCGCCACCUCAAGGGACUGGACCCGCUGCGUACGCUGGAGGUUGGCUUGGGCUUGUGGGUGCUGUCGCUGCUGGGCCGCACUCUCGACGCCGUGACUCUGGUGUUGGUGCUGCACCUGGGCUCCUUCUCGCUGCCGCUGGCCUACAAGGCAAACAAAACGCGUGUGGACGGCGUCAUCGCUGACGUGUACGGUAAAAUGAAGGCGCAGUACGAGAAGCUGGACCGUCGGGUGCGCGCCACCGUGGUGCUGGUCCCCAUCGUGGUGCUGUUCUUCGUGCUGCCCACCAUCGACCGCUUCGUCGCCUUCUUCAUUGCGCUCGCGUACGCCCGCGUCUGGGCCAAGCCUGACGAGUACGCCAACAUCCAGAGGCGCCUGGAGCCCGUGAGCAAGACCAUCCGGAAGGCCGUCGUGACGCCGAUGGCCAGCGCUGCGGUCAACGCCAUGACCAAGUACGACAUCACGCCCACCCCCCGCAAGAAGAAGACCAACUAAGCGGAGCGGCUUUCCAAGGGCGUGGAAGGGCAAGCAUACUAGUUUGGUGGCGCCGCGGCGCCGUGAAGGAGCUGUGUGUGCAACAUGCAGGUUGCGGUAUCCUGCAGGCUGUGUGCUGUGGGCAUGGUUUGGCUUGUUGCUUUGUACGGCGAUGUUGUCUGGGCGGCAUUCGCCCGGGUCCCUGGCUAUAUUCUUUUGGCAAAAAUCUGGCAGCACUCUGUGGCACUAACCAGUGGCUGGCUUCCCGGGUUCGUCUGGUGCGGGGGCGGGGUGGCGCAAUGUGUUGUGAAACGCAAGGAAUAGGGAGGAGUAGGGAGUGAUGAACAGUCGUGCAUGUGCGCACAGGCAUAGAAAGCCUCUUUCGAAUGUGUUUCAUGCAGUUCGGUGUAAGUGUUUCUGCUUCGGUUGUGAGCACGUGCAUAUGCAGGUCUCAGGGGCGCAUGGGAUGCUCUUCUGCGCCCGUGUCCUUUGUAUGGCCUCUUGUACAGACACGCACGUCGCAAGACAAUGGACAUAUCUUGUUCCGUAGAAUACCUUUGUUUGCCCGUUCCUAACUUUUCUGGGCCCUAAUAACCUCACACAUCAGUUGGAGUGAGGCCUGAGAAGAUAGAGGACACCAAGGCUGCAGAGCAAUUCGUGU